Mustela lutreola (European mink) is the source of this 9176-nucleotide messenger RNA. RefSeq names its product solute carrier organic anion transporter family member 5A1 (gene SLCO5A1). The transcript is spliced from 10 exons. Gene Ontology annotation, molecular function: protein binding. Gene Ontology annotation, cellular component: membrane. Gene Ontology annotation, biological process: sodium-independent organic anion transport; transmembrane transport. Lineage: Eukaryota; Metazoa; Chordata; Mammalia; Carnivora; Mustelidae. The record is from RefSeq and is a predicted model, not a curated record. Bases 586 to 3138 code for a protein of 850 amino acids.
CUGCCUCCCCAGGCGGCUCCCAACUACUCCAGCACCUCCACAGUCCCCACUUCGCGCCGCUCCACUCUCAGCCAGACGUUCUGACCGACAGACUCGCGAGUUGGCAUCUUUGCGCCUGAGGGUGUCGCAAGCCGAGGCGGCGAGGACAGGGCGCCUCUGGCCCAGCCUGCCGGGCGGUAUGCAGCGCAGGCAACAGCGCUAAGCGCCCCCACUCUGGACACGGGGCGUACUCGCUCCUGGCGGCGAGCCGAGCCGCGGCGGCGGAGGGCAUGCGCCCGGGACGCGCAACGCUCCUGCCGCGAGCUACCGCCCCGAGGUGGACCCCGAGCGGGGCUCAUCGCAGGACUGCGCGGACCCCUGCCACCCGGGGCACGCGGCUGCGGAGCCUCGGGGCCGCAUCUGCGGUCAGGAUGCCCUGGGUGCCUCUCUGCUGGUGAGGAUGCUCUGCUGCGCGGCUCUGCAUCCCCAGCCCCGGUCCCUGGUGGGCACGACUGAGUGGGCCCGACUUCGGCCCCUCGUGCUGGUGGAUGAAAAGCGCCGGAGUCCCUGAGUACGAUCAGCGGUCGAACCUGAAUUUUAAGAGCCAUGGACGAAGGCACUGGGCUGCAGCCCCCGGCGGGAGAGCAGCUAGAAGCACAAGCCACAGUAGGAGCUGUCCACGAGAAGUGCGACCCAGAGACCUUUAGGUCCAAGAGUUUACCGGUCCUGAAUAGCGCCUCCUGCCGGCCAGACCUCAGUCCUGCGAAUGCAGGAGCCAAGCCAGCCACGGGCUGUACAGAUUCUUUGGGCCAUCAGGUGAAGCCAGGCCCAAGACGACUGGCCCCCAGUCCCUCAGCUCCUUCCACUUCCGGAGAGAUGGCAGGGCUCAUGGAUUGUAACCACAGGGUGGAAGUCAGCAAAGCUGUGUCGGUGUCCUCCACUUUGGCCACGCUCCAGGGAAGAAGGUGCCUCUAUGUGGUCCUCACUGAUUCCCGUUGCUUCCUGGUUUGCAUGUGCUUUCUGACCUUCAUCCAGGCGUUAAUGGUGUCUGGGUACCUGAGCAGUGUCAUCACCACCAUCGAAAGGCGUUACAGUCUGAAGAGUUCUGAGUCGGGGCUGCUGGUCAGCUGCUUUGACAUUGGGAGCCUGGUGGUGGUGGUGUUCGUCAGCUACUUUGGCGGCCGGGGUCGGAGGCCCCUGUGGCUGGCCGUGGGUGGACUUUUCAUUGCCGUGGGGGCUGCUCUCUUUGCUUUACCUCACUUCAUCUCGCCUCCCUACCAGAUCCAAGAGUUGAAUGCCUCGGCUUCAAACGAUGGCCUGUGUCAGAAUGGCAACUCCACGGCGCCUUCGGACCCUCCCGCCUGCCUGAAGGACUCAGGAGGAAAUAAUCAUUGGGUCUAUGUGGCUUUAUUCAUUUGUGCACAGAUUCUCAUUGGGAUGGGUUCCACACCUAUUUAUACCUUGGGACCAACCUACUUAGAUGACAAUGUCAAGAAAGAAAACGCAUCCUUGUACCUAGCCAUCAUGUAUGUCAUGGGAGCGCUUGGUCCUGCAGUGGGAUAUUUACUAGGUGGACUUCUUAUUGGUUUUUAUGUCGAUCCCAGAAAUCCUGUUAACCUUGACCAGAAUGACCCUCGUUUCAUUGGAAACUGGUGGAGUGGAUUCCUCCUUUGCGCCAUUGCAAUGUUUCUUGUGAUAUUCCCAAUGUUUACUUUUCCAAAAAAGCUUCCUCCUCGACACAAGAAAAAGAAAAAGAAAAAAUUUUCUGCUGAUGUUGUUAGUGAUGAUGACGUUAUGAAGGAGAAAUCAAACAAUAGUGAACAAGUGGACAAAAAAGUUUCUUCUAUGGGAUUUGGAAAGAAUGUCAGAGACCUACCAAGAGCAGCUGUCAGGAUCUUAAGCAACAUGACAUUCCUUUUUGUGAGUUUGUCAUACACAGCUGAGAGUGCCAUUGUAACUGCUUUCAUUACCUUCAUUCCCAAGUUCAUCGAGUCCCAGUUUGGUAUCCCAGCUUCCAAUGCCAGCAUCUACACUGGUGUAAUUAUUGUCCCCAGUGCUGGUGUUGGCAUUGUCCUGGGAGGCUACAUUAUAAAGAAAUUGAAACUUGGUGCAAGAGAAUCUGCUAAACUUGCCAUGAUCUGCAGUGGUGUGUCUUUACUGUGUUUUUCAACCCUAUUUAUUGUUGGGUGUGAAAGUAUUAAUCUAGGAGGCAUAAACAUCCCGUAUACAACAGGACCUUCUCUCACCAUGCCUCACAGGAACCUGACAGGAAGCUGCAAUGUUAAUUGUGGUUGUAAGAUACACGAGUAUGAGCCAGUCUGCGGAUCAGAUGGAAUUACAUACUUUAACCCUUGUCUGGCUGGCUGUGUUAACAGUGGUAAUCUUAGUACUGGGAUAAGGAAUUACACAGAAUGCACCUGUGUCCAAAGCCGGCAAGUGAUCACUCCACCCACGGUGGGACAGCGCGGUCAGCUCCGUGUGGUUAUUGUCAAAACCUAUCUCAACGAGAACGGCUAUGCUGUGUCCGGGAAGUGCAAACGAGCCUGCAAUACCCUUAUCCCGUUCUUAAUUUUUCUCUUCAUUGUCACCUUCAUCACAGCAUGUGCCCAACCAUCAGCCAUCAUAGUGACACUCAGGUCAGUAGAAGAUGAGGAGAGACCUUUUGCGCUGGGAAUGCAGUUUGUUUUACUGCGAACACUUGCAUACAUUCCUACGCCAAUUUACUUCGGGGCGGUCAUCGACACCACGUGCAUGCUCUGGCAACAGGAAUGUGGAGUGCAAGGCUCUUGCUGGGAGUACAACGUGACAUCGUUCCGUUUUGUCUAUUUCGGUUUGGCGGCUGGCCUCAAAUUUGUCGGCUUUAUUUUCAUUUUCCUGGCCUGGUACUCCAUUAAGUACAAGGAGGAUGAGCUGCAGAGGCGACGGUGGAGAGAAUUCCCUUUGAGCACUGUGAGCGAGGUGGUGGGUCACACGGACCACGCCGAGAAGUAUGCCCGGACUAGAUCGUGCCCGGCUUUCAGCAGCCAGGGGGACUUCCGCGAAGAGACGGGUCUGCAGAAAGGGAUCCAGUACACAGCACAGACCUAUCCGGGGCCCUUCCCCGAAGCAAUAAGCUCCUCCCCGGACCCGGGGCUGGAAGAGAGCCCUACUGCCAUGUAGCCUCCCUCCUGAAGCUUGAAAACGGAAGACUUUAGUUUUGUUGGUUGAGUUGAAUAUGGCAACUUGAGAAACACCCGUGCCUUCUUUUCUUUCUUUCUUUUUUUAACCUCUAAAGACGCAAUCCUCAAACCAACAAAAGUCAGUAUACACAGCCACUAUUGAGUGAGGGCUGGAUACCUCAACAAGACUGAGAGCCUUUACCCCCUUCCCUCCAAGAAGGAGGAGUUCAGACAGAUUUGUUACCAUUUCCGCUACGUGAAUUUCAUGCUCCUGCUCCAGGGUUGCAUAAGGCUGAGAGGCGCCUGGUUAAUGAAAUCUUGGGAAGUGUAUUGGCAGUACAUAUCAUUAGCAUACACUCCAGACAAAGGUGAGCUUGACCAUGACUUUGCAUUUACAAAUCAGUUUUUAGAUAUGAACACCUACUGUGAGUUCCGCUACAAAGCACAAACGAAUUUGCCUCAACUAUGCAAUUUUGAUUGGGAAAAUGUAAGUGCAGCAUGUUAUUUUUUCUUUCAAGAGACUAAAGCAGAUACAUUUUUGAAAAGAGGACUAUAAACCUUCCCUAAAGUACUGUUAAUAGCAUUUUAAGCCAUAGCAGAGUUAUAAAUCAGGUAGAAUUUUUCAAAUGCUUCAAAGGAAUCAUAUGCAUAUUGUGAUAAAAGGAACAGCUACUUUAUUUCAUAAGACACUUUCUUUUUUUAGUCUGUCUGCCCCAUCAUAAGGUAAAGAGUCUGCUGAAUCAUAAAUCUGAUAGCCUGAAUAUAAACUCCGGUAUUCUUUUGCCAGGGGCUUUAAAACUAAUGUGCUAAACAGUAUGGCUGGAACCUGAUUUGAGAUGCAUCAUGAGGAGAGAAACUGAUGGCUUUCUCAUCCAAAGAAAAAUGCUGUAGAAAUUCUUUUAGCUCUUGGCCCACACAAGGGUAGCUAAGAAUUGUAACCUUGACACUCAAAAUAGUUGGAAAAAGAAAUUCCAUAGAGGUAAGAUUGAGUCCCAUCUGACCAUUUUAGUGUAUAACCCCAGCGAAACCCUAGCAAAUCAUUUUCUUUCUUAUGUACAUAAAAUUGCUGUGGUUGCCCCCUGAAGUUGAGUAAUUAAAUCAGGAAAGCUCAUACCUGUGAUAAGAAAAUCACUCUGAAUACAGGAGGAAGGGGAUCUGUGAGCUGUGAGAGUAUGAUCCUAAGUCAGGACUGAAAAUUAUUUAAAAUCAACUCAUCUGUCAUACUGAAUUCCCUUUUAUCAGAGCUAGAACGAUUUUACAUCUCUCUUUGAUUCUUUCCUCCUAUUAACCUUCCCGAAGUGAUUCUUCGAGAGGAUUUCUCUGUUCCUAAAUGCACUUUGCGCUCAUUAUCCAUCAUCCUUUUCAGUUCUUCCCAGCACAACACUUUGACUUAGGUACCACACAGAAUGCUUUCUACAUGGUUCUUAAGGUAGAUCCUUCCCGACAUUACUCUGGACUGAUAGCAAGUUAACUCAGGGGUCUCCGCCGCUCAGAAAAAGAAUCCUGACAACCCGGACAUAGGAGGGACGUGGAAGGUCCAAAUACCAGUAUAAUUGUGAACAGUUUCUGCCAAGGAGGCUAUGAUUAUGUAGGGGCUAAUUUAGGAACUGAUUUCCUUGGCUGGCUUACACUCUUCCGUAGAGGGGAAGUGAGUGACAGAACUGUCCCGUGAUUCAGGCUUUCUGCCCUUCAUCCUUGGAGGCGCUGGUGGAGUUGCAUGAGCAUUCCUGGGUUCAAGGUCAUUUUCCUCUCCACCUAAGAACGGUGUUGUCAAAUGGUUCUUUUGGUGGCAUGUGGUUUGUGGGUUAUCACUGUUAGACUGAAUAAUGUCUGGUAGGGGUGGUCUCAGGUGACAAGGACUUCCCUCGAAAUGGUCUCAUUUGGCUGAGUUAUAAGUCUGCUGUUGCCUGAAAUUACACUAGUGUCUGUCCAACUUGUCUCUACGUGGUAUAUACAGAGAACAUUGUUGAUUCACUUAGUGUCUACUCUGGUGCCUCAGGGUUCCCUUUUACUCUCUAUGGGAGAUCUUUGAUCUUUUAGGUCUGUUAGAAAGUUUCCUUUUGUGUUGGAGCUGAAGAUAUACAGGUUGGGGAAAGGUGGUAUUUGCAAAAGAACUGCAUCGGGAGAAUUUGGAUGGAAUUAGCACCUUUUUUUUUUAAAGCUAAGAUUGUAAUGUUCCAACACUCUUAGGAUCUGUCUCUUCCUGGUAGUGUAUAUAUUUUUUUAAAGAUUUUAUUUAUUUAUUUGACAGACAGAGAUCACAAGUAGGUAGAGAGAGAGGGGAAAGCAGGCUCCCUGCUGAGCAGAGACCCUGAUGUGGGGCUUGAUCCCAGGACCCUGGAAUCAUGACCUGAGCUGAAGGUGGAGGUUUUAACCCACUGAGCCACCCAGGCACCCCCUAGUAGUGUAUUUUGAAAAGGAGCUGCUCUCAGAACUCCAGGGUAGGAAGUGGCAGAUUCUUUACGUAUAAUUAGACAGUCCCCUUUCUCUACUCUGAACAGUCAUCCAUCUAAUUCAGCAACCAGUGACCAAUUCUCUAUCAGGCACUAUUUCAACCAAUUACCAUCUGCUGCUCUGUGAAAUUCUUCAGGUCGACUGGCCAAAACUCAAAGAAAUUAGCCUAAAUUGUACACCACAAUUGUUAAUAUUGUACUUCCUCAAGUAUGUGAUACUUAUUUUUUUUAAAAGAUUUAUUAUUUAUUCGACAGAUCACAAGUAGGCAGAGAGGCAGGCAGAGGGAGAGGAGGAAGCAGGCUCCCUGCUGAGCAGAGAACCCAAUGCGGGGCUCGAUCCCAGGACCCUGGGAUCACGACCUGAGCAGAAGGCAGAGGCUUUAACCCACUGAGCCACCCAGGCGCCCCAAGUAUGUGAUACUUAUAAAUAGAGGGUGUAUCAUUCAUGUGUUGUUGGUUAAUGUAGAAUAAGUAGUAAAAAUCACGGAAGACUGAAGUUUUAGAAUACGUGCCAAUCAAGAAUUGUCCCCCAAAUGCUUUGGGUCCUGGUGGCAUCUUUGGAAUAUUGCAUAGUCAACUAAAGUGACUAUCUUAUAAAUGGCACCAUUUAACUGUAGAUAUGAGAUUCUCACAUGUUGGUCACUUUACAGUCACAACUCCUAUUUUAAAUUUAAUUCCCAUUUUCUAUGAACUUAGGCUUCUAUAUAUUUGUUUUGGAAAAAGGUCAUCUUGUUCUUCUUUCAGCCCUGUAGAUUAAUGUAUUAUUUGGCUUCAUAGGAAAAUAAAAUAUCCUUGAGUCUAGCCUAUUAAUUUAGAAACUCCCAGGGGGAGGGUGGGUGGUUGAAGCACAUUUUUAUCUUCAUUAGUAUGAAAUCCUCUUUUAGGUAGGUUUAAUUCUUGAAAACUUUCAAAAGUCAUUCAGAACUAAGGUCGGAGGAGAAAGGAGGAGCAGAAAAGAAACAAAUUAGCUUUUAUGGAGUGUUGAGUAUUUCAGAGAAUUUUGUCAAGUAUUUAAUAUACAUCAUUUAUUUUAAUACUGUUAAUAACUUUGCAAGAUAACUAUUUUUAUUCUUUUUUUUUUUCUUAAACAGAUCAUGAAAACAGGCUCAGAGAGGCAAAGAUAUUUGUUUAGGAUUGUACAGAGUGGCCAAGUUAGUGUUUAGAAGCAGGUUACUAUCACCAUGGCUUGCUUCUCACACUAUCAAAUGCCUACAGUGGUUUUGGUUAACAAAGGCAAGUGUGACUAUAAUUUAGUGAGGUAAAGCAUUUCAUUUUUUGGUGUGUUACUGUUCCUGAGGAGUAGAGAAAUUAUUAUUCCUUUGUGUAGAAUAGAAAAAAAUCUGUAGGAAACAUCAAAAUUUAAUGUUUAGAUUUUCAAGGUAAAUUUACACUUAUUUUAGCUAAGUGUUAUAUUCAACGUUGUCAUAACAUACCUCAAGUAUUUAUUUAUAGUUCAUAUUUAAUGUAGAACAAACCAAUUUUGAUGUUAGCAUUGGGUCUCAGUAGAAUUUCUGGAAUGAAUCAUGAGGAAAUGCGGUUCAGAUUUAUUGAGUCUGAGCUCUGGGGAUUUAAAGUGUAUGCUUUCUUGUUUGUUUCUUCCUCUUUAAGAUUGUUAACAUUUCCAUUAAUUUUUAGUGAAUAUGGGUUUUAAGUUUCCUAAAUAAAAGUUUUAAAUGAACAGAAGCAAAGUGUUCCAUGUUAAAUGAACAUAGAUUGUUACUAUUAGUAGUUGUGGUCACAGACGGGAGCAUGUACUUGGAAAUGCAGCCAUCAGAGAAGGAGGAAGUCAUAAUGGCCAUCCUGCAUUUUCACCAACUACCAAGAAGAUUCUUCCUCGGUCUGCAGUUCCAGCUUGCAUUCUUUGGUGGACUUGGAGCCAGAAAAUUUCUUUUUGGAGCCUGUUUUGCAUCAACCAAAGAGCAGCUGCAUGGUUUUUGAAUGGACCUGAAGCAUUCAUGGAAAUUCUGUAGUAUGCCCAGGAGCGGUAGGAGAGCCCGAGUCUAGGCGGGUAGCCAAUUAUACUUUAAGUGUGUGUGGACUUCAGACAUCCUCGAUGAGUCUAACUAUUGCUAUAGAGGGGCAUACGGAGUAUUCUAAGUAGCAGAUGGAUAUCAAAAUACUGUGUAAUCCCAGAAUUGCCUAGAUGGCAGGUUUGCUAGUUCUGUUCUCCAGACCAGUACGUAGCCUCUGCACGUUAUUUGUAGUUCCUGUUUCCUGGUGUGGAAAGGCGUGCCGUGACGGACAAGAGAAGGUGGUAGCCUUGUGCACUUUAUCUUUAAUGUUUUCUCUCCUCUCCUCAUCUUCCAGGAUGCUGCUGGCUAUGUCUGUCUCAGGCUUCUUGCUACAUUGGAAACAGAUCUGUAUAUGUUUGAACAGGUCCCUUCAAGCACUUCAUUUUUACUCAGCCUAAGAAAGGUCAAGUGAGAUGAAAACCCUCCUUGGGUAUUGGCUUUUGCAACAUUAAAAAAAAAAAAAAAAAAAAAAAAAGCCUUGGUGCUACACGUAUUUAAUGAUGCAUGCUCACCACAAAAAUGCACCACUGAAUUUACAGUCUCCCUGGUAAGGGACGGCAUGAGCUUUGCUUUUGGAAAUUUAGAGAAUGUCCCAGAAAACAAGCACUCAUUAUUCUCAUUACUACAGUUAGUCAAUGAACUUGACACUGCAAACAUGAAGACUCUAAGGGGGCAUACCUUUUUUUAUGGAAAACUCAGCGCUUUUCGUAUUUCUUUUAGCAAGAAUAAUCAGAUGCUACAAAUAAUAUCAGAGAGAGUGGAAAACAAUUUCACAUAAUCUUUUCUUAUUUCUUCUCCCAAAAAACUGACACCCUUGUGAGGUGUUUUUAAUAAUUGGGGUUUGGAUGGUGUUGUCUUUUUCUGGUAUUCUGUUUUAUGUUAAAAUCAGAAGAGAAACUAUCCAAAACUAAAGUAAUUGCAGGGACAUAUUAAACCAAAGGGGGUGAACAGUUUAAACUUUGUAUCUAGAAAUGAGAAAUAGGAAUAAUCGAUAAAACUUUAUAGUGGGCAUUUUUCUUAAAAUACAUACCUCUCCCCCAAACCCCAAAUGUUAAUUUAGAAGCACGGAAUAGGCAGAUCCGCCCUAACUUUUCAGUUAAAGGAGAUGUAAUACUGUGUCAAAUAAACUGGCAUUAGGAUCCUGGUGGAGUGUGUGUUCAGUGUGUGUGUUUUGUGUGAAAGUGUGUUGGUGAUGAAAGGCCGUUUUGAAUUGUUGCAUAAAGGAAUUUGACUUUGUGAUUUUUACAAUGAAUAUUUAUUUGGAGAUCUCUUAGGGGUAAUUUAAAAGAUGUAUAAUUUCCUUGUAUUUAAUGAAAUCUCUUGUCAAUGUACUAAUAAACCUUGGUUUACAACAUCUUGAAUACUUGAUCACUGAAAAUUAAGAAAAAAAAAGUAAAAAAAAAAAAAAAGAAUAAAGUGUGUUAGAUUGAAGUUAGUUUGUCUCUGAGCUCUCUCUUGUUGGACAGCAGAGUCUUCUAAGGCAUCCAAAACUUUUUGGGUGAGAGGAGGAGGGAGGCAGAGGAGCUCCGGAAAUAACAGUAUGAGUCAGGGACUGGAGCACAAAGUGGUUAUUU